Molecule: messenger RNA, 580 nt
Organism: Strigops habroptila (Kakapo)
Lineage: Eukaryota; Metazoa; Chordata; Aves; Psittaciformes; Psittacidae
Gene: CRTC2
Product: CREB regulated transcription coactivator 2
Exons: 3
Coding region: 15-485 (156 amino acids)
Biological process (GO): positive regulation of transcription by RNA polymerase II; protein homotetramerization
Cellular component (GO): cytoplasm; nucleus
Molecular function (GO): cAMP response element binding protein binding
Source: RefSeq, a predicted model, not a curated record
UGAGCGGAGGGAAGAUGGCGGCGGCGGCGGGCGCGGGGGCCGGGCCCGGGCCCGGUGCGGGCUCCUCGGCCGGUGGCGGCGGCUCCAACCCGCGGAAGUUCAGCGAGAAGAUCGCGCUGCAGAAGCAGCGGCAGGCGGAGGAGACCGCGGCCUUCGAGGAGGUGAUGAUGGAGAUCUGCUCCACACGGUUGCAGGCGCAGAAGCUGCGGCUGGCGCACAGCCGGGGGCCCUACUACAGCGGCUCCCUCCCCAACGUCAACCAGCUGGGCAGCGGCAUUCCCGACUUCCAGGGCCCGCUGCAUUCCCCGCUGGACUCUGCGCGCAGCACCCGGCACCACGGGCUGGUGGAGCGGGUGCAGCGGGACCCGCGCCGGAUGGGAUCCCCGCUGCGGAGAUACGUGCGGCAGAUAUCCUUCAGCACGGGCGGCGUUCCCGCGGGAUCAGCGCCCAUGGGCAGGCAGCGUUCCCGCGGGAUCGGCAGCUAAGGGCAGGCAGCAUUCCCUUGGGAUCAGCACCCAUGGGCAGGCAGCGUUCCCUUGGGAUCAGCACUGAUGGCCAGGCAGCAUUCCCUUGGGAUCAG